UCGUUGCAAGUUUCGGCCCCGAGGGAAGCUGCUGCCUGGUGUGGUGGUGUAGUGGAGGGGGCAAAAGUUUUUCUCGUGCGCCAUCGGCCGGAAGAAGUGGGGGUUGCUCUAGCGAACAAGUUUUGUUGUCUUCUGUUUGGUGUUGGAGUGCUCGCUGGCUCGUUGAUGGGCCCUUGGGACGAACCUUUUGCCUCGUGGCGUCGUCGCAACCGUGAGUGUGUGCCUUGUCUUCCACUGGCGCCCGUUCGUAAAGCGAGCGCGGACGUACCGUCCCGUCGCGGCGUGGCCUAGGCGCAGCUGUUCGCUUCGGCGCGGGUGAAACCGUCCCGUCGGAUUCGUUCGAAGGAAGCUCGACCUCGGAGCGCGCUCGCGCUGGUGUCGUUUCGACGAAGCGCGACCAAAAAAACAGAAAUACGGAGAGAAGCCUUCUCCCAAGCGAAAGCAAGUGCAAGAUCGCCGCCGCAGCUGUGUAGGGGUACGCCCAGCUGCCACCGUUGUGGUUCCAGAGAAAGGAUCGGUCGCCACAGCCUUGGACUGAACACCGUUCACCGACUGUAAACAGAACGCUUCUACCAGUGGCCAGACAGUUGCCCAGACUUUGCUCUGUAGAACUCGCAGCGAGAUCGGAGCGCAGGCCUGCAAAGCCUGAUUGAUCCGAGAGGCGUCCCUUUUCCUCCCGUCCUUUCGGUCUCGCGAUACCCUACAAGCAGAUUUCUUGGACGACUGCUGCCAGGAAGCAACCACCGUCUGCAGUUGCACGACAGGGAGGCGAAGCUUCGGCGGAAGCAGAUCGACCGAAGGCGUCGGCAACGCUGUGCACAGCAGCCUUGGACAUCAUCCGCGCGGCAUGAUCUUGAGAGACUCACCUUCAGCCAGCUGACCGUGGCUUCUGGGGAAUAAGGAGAAGCGGGAGGGCGACCCCAAGACGUGGGCCCCUAACCACGUGACCGCAGUGACGGGCAGCAACACGACGGCCGUGCUGGCAGGAGGGGAGGGUCGCGCAGGCCGUGCUGGCUGCGGCGGCGGCCGGCCAUGAAGUUUGUCGAGAUGGAGAAUGGCCAGGCGUGGCAGCAGCUCAUCUCUCGUGGCCACGGCGUCCACUCGUCCGCCGGAGGGGGCGUCGCCGGCGACUCGGACUACGAGACGCCCAGCAACCAAGGUGAGACGAGCACGAGCAGCAGGCGCAUCCUGACCAAGCACCUGUCGCUGAACGGCUUCCCGCGAUGUGCCGACUCUGCGGGCAACGGAGGCAAUGGCGCCGAGGACUCGCCCGUGGUCCGCUACCAGAAGGCCAAGAUCAUCCCAAGCCGGGUGCGCAAGAGGGUCAUCUUCAAGAAUGGCAGCGUCAACCUCUCCAAGGAGCACGUCUACAAGCGCUCGCAGCGAUACCUGCAGGACAUCUUUACAACACUGGUGGACAUCCAGUGGAGGUGGAACCUCAUGGUCUUCUCGAUGGGCUUCAUCCUGAGCUGGCUCGUGUUCGCCAUCAUCUGGUGGCUCAUCAUGUUUGCACACGGCGACUUUGACCCACACGAGGGCGAGUGGACGCCUUGCAUAGUUGAAGUCACUUCGUUCACGUCUGCAUUUCUGUUCUCCCUGGAGACGCAGCACACCAUCGGUUACGGCAGUCGUGCGAUCACGCCGGAGUGCCCGGAGGCUGUGUUCAUCCUCUGCAUGCAGUCCAUCACGGGCGUCAUGAUCCAGUGCUUCAUGGCAGGCAUCGUGUUUGCCAAGUUGUCGCGGCCGAAGAAGCGCUCGCAAACGCUGCUCUUCUCGCGCAAUGCCGUCGUGUGCCUGCGUGACGGCAAGCUCUGCCUGCUGUUCCGCGUGGGCGACAUGCGCAAAUCGCACAUCAUCGGCACGUCCAUCUCGGCCCAGAUUAUCCGCAGGAAGGUGACUGCAGAGGGUGAGGUGAUCCCCUACUACCACACACAGCUGGAUGUACGCUUUGAUGCGGGCACAGACAGCAUCCUCUUUAUCUGGCCUGCCACCAUCGUGCACGAAAUCAACGAGACCAGCCCCUUCUACAACAUGUCUGCGGAGGAUGUGCUACGUGAGAAGUUUGAGAUCGUGGUCAUCCUCGAGGGAACCAUCGAGUCCACGGGGCAGUCCAUCCAGGCCAGGUCUUCUUACCUGCCGUCCGAGCUCCUGUGGGGACACCGCUUUGAGCAGCUGGUGCGCUUCCAGAAGGAUUCGUCCGAGUACCUCGUAGACUACAGCAAGUUCAACAACACCUACGAGGUGGAGACGCCUCUGUGCAGCGCACGAGACUUCUACGAGUACCAGCGGAUGCUCCGCAAUGCACCGCGGAUGGUUACACUGGGCACGCCUCUCCAGCCAAUGACCAUCGACGACCGCAACCAGUCCGGUCUGACACAGCAACAGCAGCAACAGCAGCAACAACACCCCGCUUUCAAGAGGGUCACGCCAGAAAAGUUCCUCAACACCGCCGGGCACCUCAUACCUUUGCAACUGCCCAAGGAACUUUGAUAUACCUUCCGUAGGCUCCGCGCCGGAGUCUUCCAAGUGAUGACCAACUCUGAGGAGCACAUCUUGCUGCAAGGUGCAACAUGACAAGACAUGCAUAUCACCAGUGGUGGCCUCUAAUUCGGCAGCUGAGUGGAGCAGCUGUGACGGUCCCGCACUGACGCUGACCCUCGCAGCCGAACGACGUGAACAAGUCGUCCCUCCGAAAGUGCCUUGACAAGCUGCUGCAAGCCCUUCACUGGCUUGACAUUGCCGACAGGCUCUGGCAUACAGCAGCCACAAUCGUUUUUCGUUUUCCUUUUUAUUCUUGUGUUCUCCAGUGACGUGGUGAGGACUGAACAGGACUGUCACUUUCUUGACAGCAGAGACACUCUCCCGCUCUGUUUGCUUGGUGUGUAUUAAGACUGCGUUGAAUCGGUGUUUGGGAAAAAGUGCAUUUGUUUAGACGCUAAAGUGGACUCUUCUUUGACGGCUGGUCAUGGCCCACCUUUGGGCCACCGUCAGUGACUGGGCACAUGACCGGAUGUCAGACUCUCCGACCAAGAAGCACUGUCUGGUGAAAAACGCACAUGGCGCAUGGCAUGCUGCUGCCCGCGUCACUGCGUUGCGGCGCGGAGAUUGUGGCAGAGAGAGACGUCACGAAGGAGACAUUGUGACGGAGAUGUCUCGAGGGACAUGUCAUUCAGCAUGAGAGGAACAGCUUUUGAUGAAAAGCAACGGAAAUGCAACCCACAGACUUCCUUCCAACAGCUGACACAUACACUGUUGUCCGGACUGUUGUUGUGUUUGUGAACGAUAAUGCCUUCUUGUGGUGUGUUGCACAUGACCGCAAUCCCUCGGCGGACUUGCGCGGCUAUGCUGUCGCCUCUGUGAACUGGGGUAGGUUCGUUUUAGGUGAGUCGCGUAGGAAAUUGUGGCUAGAUUUUUCAUUUCUUUUCUGUUUUAACGAGUUCCAAAUGUUUUAUUUUUUUUCCUCUACUUAACUGUGCAAAGAGGAGACCUAGGCAGAGGGCCUGGUUAGAAUCUACAGCAGUGAGUCAAGCAGUUAGACUCCACUAUUUUAGCUGGGUGCAGGCUGCCUCAGAAGAGGAUAAUAUUUAAUUAAGGCUACCAUCGCGCAAAUAGAGGGUGGCAAGGUACUGGACUUGCACCAGACCUGACCCUCAAGUUGCACCAGGGCAUGGCACUAAAAUGUGCCACUCGAGCGCGCUGAGAGACCCUUGCUAAUUUAAGCACACAGCACUAGCGUGUAGCCCAAAUUUGCCGUGAGUACCAUGAAAAAAAAAAAGAAACGAACGAAGAUGCAACUGUUUGGCCUUCUAAAUGUAGACUGAACUUUUCUCGCCAUUGCUGUGUGCUAUACAAUGGAUGCAAUUAACCGUGCCUGUACUCCUUCCUGCUCUUGAGCGUGUUCCUUUGGCAUCGGCCAAGAAAUUCUUGCCCCUUUCUUUAUUAUAUAAGCAUUGUUCAUGUGAAUACACAACCCGAUUUGGGUGCAUUUUACGAGUAGCUUUUUAUUUCUUGAUUAUUGUUUUUUUUUUUCCUUCUUUGCUUAUCUAUAUGCAUGCCUGAGACAAUCACUGUGGGCUCCUGCAGUGGACAAGAGGCAAGUGACAACAAGGGCACAAGUCUUUUGGACAAUUUUUUAGAGCGUUCAAUCAAGGAUGAUAAAUGCAUUUAAUCAUGCAAUUCGUGCAGGUCAACAUGGACCUUGAUAUGCGUCUUCAGUUGCCUUUAACUGACAUGCUGAACUACAAAAUUCUCCAUGGCAACAAAGCCUGUUAAGGCAUUCGCGAAGGCAUUUCAACAUCCUUGCCACUGAAGGCAAGGUUUUGCAAUGCCUGGAAAUGGGGCAUCUUGUAUUGCAUAAAACAUUUACAAAUAUAUUCGACACACAUCAUCAUGACUGGAUGGACUCUGUAAAAAGAAAAGCAUGCACGGCAUGGGUCCACUGAUGCUACGGAGCUAAAUCUAAGCUCGGGCAAAAUGCCAGUGUCACCAAGCGGUUCUGAACGAGCCUGCAUUUCUGCAACACUGUCAUUAGCAACAUCACUUUUGCAAAGAGCUCCACACUCUCACAAUAACGAUGUGCUUCACUGCUCAAGACACUAAAAAAUUGCAACAAGUGACAAGCACCGAAGCAUUUGUGGGCCUUGCGAACUGCACAAGUGCGGGCCAGCCUCACAAGAUUGUCGCUCCACGAGAAAGGCUCGCAACGCCACUUACUUUUGCUGUACGUCGUGGCAUGGUGGUGCAUUGGGUCCUCCGUACCAGUUACGCAUAUCGCCCAAGUAUUGGUUCGCUGUUGCCACUUUUUUCCCUGAAGAUGCCACCUGUUGCAAUGCUAGUUCCCUCCACGUGAGAGUGGAGGUACAUAUAAUGAUAUCGGAAAACACAAAUAUUUUGGCAGUAUUGCCUCGGUGUUCCGAAAACGUUUCUCUUCAAACGUUCCUGAAGACGUUCCCAUCUGGAGUGGGUAGUUGGGCCAUCCACACUAGGCAGUGGCUGUUCGUACUAUGCAGUGGCACUACCCCAGUGGUACUACCACUGGGCAGUGUUGGUGGGCAGUACAACAGCUGAUGUUGCAUGCCUAACACACAUCUACUGUUGUGAACACGUGAAACAUAAUAUAGGGGAGUUCAUAUACCAACAGCAAAAACUGCAAGAGUGCAGUUGAAAUAAAGUAACACUGUGGUUUUCUAAAAGUAACACCCUGCUUUUUUUUAACCUUAAGGUAGACUGUUAUUUCACUUCGCAGGUUAAUGCAGCUAGGAUCAAUAGCCACCAAUAUAUCAUAUCUGUUUGAAAAAGGCUUCCUGUCUUCAUGUUCACGUUUUCUCUGGUUAAUUUUUGUCAGCACGUGAUAGUAUCGCCAACGAAAUGGAGAGGCCGUGGAAACUUUCGCACAGCUCCUGCUUUGCCUAGUUUGUUAAUCUGGGCAACAUUUUAUGCAGCAUAAAACGUGCUCCAGAAACACAUGGAAUGAAUGGAAUAGACUUAUUUUAUUAUGUUCAAAUAUUUUCUUAUGGCUCAAGUCAAAAUGAGUCCUAGUAAUUUCACAGUGGUCUUUGUAAUACUUGCUGAACGCCGUUAUAUAAUGAAGUCGUAUUUGACAUGAAACUGAUUUCGUUAUAUCCGUAUUUGUUAUAUGCAUAUAUUCAUUGCACGCUAACAUUGGUAUGAAAAAAAUUGUUUAGUUCAUUAUAUCCUGUCAUUCAUCAUAUGCAAGUUUGUUAUAUUGAGGUUCGACUAUCUUCAUGCAUAUCUGCAUUUACGGUAACCCGUGAUAGAAAGAUGUGAAGUUGCCUGUGAUGGAACUCUUGGGUAAGGCAAUAAUUUUUUAGGUUUUCUAUGGUUUUCUAUGCCACCUAAAGUGUUUAUAGCGACAGUGUGCUGCAUUAAGAGAAAGAAAAGAGAGUGAAAAUACAGUCCAUUAUGUGCCUCCAUUGUUGGGCUGAGGAAGUGUUUGCAUUGUAAGCAAUACUUUUGACUUUUGGGACAUAUCAGUUUGGAACAUUGGGCAUGUCUCAGUGUGAAUAGCUUUAGAAUGCUCUUCAAAUCUUUACAAGGUUUUGUCACUGAGCAUAAUCAUUGUGCCUUAAAAAUCGUUUGAAAUUGCAUAAGAAUUAUUGAAUGUGGUAUUUUUUUAGGUAAUAUGUAAACCUGUAGGUGAUUUAGUCAUUGAAAUGUAUGCGUAGAAAAGAAAAAGAUUGUGCACUGCGAUCAAUGUCUUAGUUUGUCAUGUAGCAUUACGCUCUACUGUCCAAACUGCCGAAUUUGAGGCAAGCUGUAAGUUGCUUCGUUAAAUUCAACACAUUGCUAAGGCUGAAAUAUUUGACUGUACCAGGACAGUUGCUAACCAUUGAUUACAGGGGAAUUUAAAAAAAAAAUUUAGUUUUGGGUGAAGCAUGAUAUUGCUACAUGGCACCUUUGCUGUUUGGGAACAAGCUGUGUGUUUACACGAAUGUUACGCUGCUCUGUAAAAAAUGGUCUGAAAUGUAAUUUUUGUACACACGGAAUGAAUGGGCAUGUGAAUUGUGACAGGCUGGCAGCACAGAAGGUAGGGCCAAGAAAAAUCCAAUGUAAUCCCAAUGUUGGCCUCACAUUGGAUGACAAUAAUCAUACAUUGGCCUUACUUGUACUGCUACUUUGGACAUUUAUCUAUUUACGUGCACGCAGAUUAAUCUGACGUGUUGCAGAUAACGCUAGCGACUAUAUAUAAAUUCAGUGUGCCGUUCCUUGGCAUAGAUUCUGUGAUGAGGAAAUUUGAAACUUGGAUGUAUCAAGAGAGCCUUGUACGUAGUUCAUCUAGUACUCGUUCGAGAAACACAUACAAUGCAUGGGUCGACCGUUUGUCCACACUAUUUCUGGUUGUUAAAGGUCAGCGACUGUGUUGUCCAUUUCUUGCUCGUCUAUGCAUCGCCUGUGUUGUGUAACAAGAGCUAUAUUCAAAGAAGUAUCAAAGCUGUGAAUUUCUGAAUAUUGAGCAGUGACAAUCUAUGACAAAGUAUAACAUGCUUUUGAAGUGUUGGUCGGUGUCUAGCAUAAAAUAGAGCAAGAAAGGCCGCUGAUGACAAAUACAGGACAAAGGCUAAUAACAAUAUUGCCUUCUUCUCAAUUUCUUUAGGCCAGCUACAACCAUAUUUACACCAAGCUUCCCAUACUAUUCUCAUUGUUGGGGCACAUAGGCUUGAAAGUGGGUUAAGAGAAUGUUAAAUAUGCAGAUGUAAUUUCUCUUUUCAAGUAACCUCGCACCUCACACGGUUAAUUAAGACCGUGUGAUACGGUCUUAAUAAACCUUGUCCAUUUAAUUGUGCAUUUCAUUGGGCGAACAGGAGCAGUUUGGCGACGACGCCGAGAGCAGUCAAGAGCAGUUCAAGCUGCUCCCACAUGAAAAGCAGUGUGCUAAGGAAGUGGCGUGGCACAAACGCAUUUCAUCCUUUAAUUUUGGUUGUGUUUCCUUCGUUUGGGUUCAGUGUGCAGCAGCAAUGGCAGCUGAGAAGCGAAGUUCACGUGAUAAUCGCCGCGGACUUGACUGCACGAAAUGUUGGGGAAUGUGAACGAUCCGGUCAUGGGAUACAUCUUGGCCCCUUGCACCGGCUAUCAGAGCGCAUGGAAGUGGGGGAGCAUGCAGUUUCAAGCUUGCUGCGCGCUACUGCAGUGCUUCUCUCUGCCUCUCCGCUCCCGUUCUGCCCAUGGAAUGCACAUAAUGUAAAGUAGUUGGGAGCAUUCCACAUUGCAGCGAGACCACGCCGCAUAAUGUCAUUCCAUCAAAUGCAUCUCGUAGUUUUUGAAUUGUGUGUGACAGUUGCUUUCCAAAGGGAGCUUUCGGGGAACCAGAGGAAAAGUGCCGCGACCAAACGCUUGGGUCACAGGCGCACUUCGUUACGUUAAACACGGACCUGUGUUGCAGAUGGACGUAUCUGGGGCAGACAUUUGCAGCAAGAGAGCAAGUUGUUCUUGCAACUUUUGUAAGAGACAUUCCCCAGGAGCAACGAACAGAGAGCUAGAUACAAGCAUAAACGUCGAGCGUAGUCGGUUGAUUUCCCAUGUCAUUCCGUUAUGGAAAAACAGUAUUGAGGGCAUGAGUCAAAUAUAUAUAUAUAUAUAUACAUAAGUUUAUUACAGUUUUUUUUACAACGAACUGCUGCAACAGCUUGGAAAGCUAGACAAGUGUCAUUUCUGUAGUCUUAUUAUUAUUAUUACUUUUUAACUGAUGUUUAAAAAAUACCAGUUGCCAAAGUUGUUUCGUUGUUGCAAUGUUUUUAGAAUUUUGUCCCAUUCUGUUUUUUUUUUUCUAUGUACAUAGAGAUAAUAAAAUAUGCCUUUAAUUAUA
Dermacentor andersoni is the source of this 8323-nucleotide messenger RNA. Its product is annotated as ATP-sensitive inward rectifier potassium channel 12-like. Gene Ontology annotation, biological process: regulation of monoatomic ion transmembrane transport; potassium ion import across plasma membrane. Lineage: Eukaryota; Metazoa; Arthropoda; Arachnida; Ixodida; Ixodidae. The record is from RefSeq and is a predicted model, not a curated record. Gene Ontology annotation, molecular function: inward rectifier potassium channel activity. Gene Ontology annotation, cellular component: plasma membrane.